CCCAUCACCCAAUUAAUCGUCGAGUUUUAUCAACUCGCUGACUCGUCACAGGUGCACUACGUGGAAUUGAAAAAUGAAAAAUGCGGGAAUAACCACAAAUCCAGAACGAGUGACUCAAAAUCAUGAUAAUAGAGAAGUUAUCCACUGAUUAUCGCUGAUUACAAGUUGUAGGUGGUGGGUGAGGCCUGUUUUUACGAAAUAAUUCGCUCUGACGUUUACCAAAAUGGCUCUGGAGGAGAAUGAAAACACUUGGGUUCUGGAGCUGGAAGCGGCGCUUUUGGACACCGAGGUGCCCUCCGCCUCCGAUAUCUACGCUAUCUGCAAGGGCCAGCCAGUCCCGGGGAACCUCAGACCCGACGUCUGGCAGGCGUGCCUCGACGUCACCGACAGGGGCAAUCAGCUGAUACUUUUUAACGAGGUGUUCGACCUCGCCGAGCAGAAUGUCAUCAGAGAGGACUGCCAGCAGCUUGUUGGAAAACUUGGAAACGACGACGAAGACAAGGUAUCCGUCCUCUCCGACCUGGAGUCCAUUCUGACAUUCUACUGCAAAAGUAGAGGAAAGACGUACGCGAGGGGAAAUGGCUGGCUGGAGCUCCUGGGGCCACUGGUGGCCCUCAAACUGCCUCGUUCAGCUACGUACAAUUUAUUCGAGGCCAUAAGAGACGUUUACAUCCCCAGGGGCGAAACGAGCAGCGCAGUCCUGAGACUCCUCUUACUGUACCACGAGCCUGAAUUAUGCUCCUUUUUGGACACCAAGAGAGUGUCACCAGAUCAAUACACCAAGGGCUGGGUGAACACACUAUUUGCGGGGGUCUGCUCUCUCCCAGCUGUCUGCACAAUGUGGGAUCUCUACUUCAUGCAGGCUGAUCCAUUCUUCAUGAUGUUUCUUUCGUUAAUCAUGGUGAUAAAUGCAAGAGAGCAAAUCCUCAGUAUGAAGGACGAGGACAAGCAGAGCAUAGUGGACACCCUCUCGGCAAUGCCCUGUGCCCUAGAAGCUGAAGACGUCACUGACUUCUGCUCCCUCGCCCAGUACUACGCCAUGAAGACCCCCACCUCCUUCAAGCAGGAUCUCUACUCCAUAAUGUUCGGUGAAGGGGGUGACGAGAAAUUCAUUUCUCACGCGUUGUGCCUGCCAGUGUCAGCCCAGGAGCUCGUGGAGAACUCUGUGGAGGCGCCGAUGUCCUCUGGCGGGCCCGUGGAGUCGGUGAGGUUCUUCCUCGUGGACUGCAGACCUGCUGAGCAGUACAACGCUGGACACCUCCCCACAGCCUUCCACCUGGAUUGCAAUCUUAUGCUCCAGGAGCCAGCUGCCUUCGCCACUGCUGUCCAGGGUCUCCUUCAGGCCCAGAGGCAGGCACUCGCAGUGGGCUCCAAUGCUGGGGGGGAACACCUCUGCUUCCUGGGGAGUGGGAGACAGGAGGAGGACAGAUAUACUCAUAUGGUUGUGGCUUCGUUCCUUCAGAAGCACACGCAGUACGUCAGCAUGGUUGCCAAUGGAUAUCAAGCAAUUCAUGAAUAUUUUGGUGAUGAAGUUGUAUCGAAUCUUGUGGACCACAACUCUCAGCAUUGCCUAGUGUGCAAUGCAAAUUUAUCAGAGGCUAAUUCCAACGAGGCAAGCCCUGUGAAAGUCAAGAACAAUAAUUCAGAUUUAUUCGGGAAAAUUGGACUGGCAAUGAAGCUGAAGAGCCAGGAGGUGAAGGGAAAGCUCUUCGAUUACAUCGUCAACACUUCUGCUAGUGAUACCACGAGUGAGAAGAAGAACCCAGAGCCCAGGAGGUCCAGGCACACAGCACCAGUAUUCAGUAUAGACGACGAUCACGAUCCUGACGUUGUCAUGAGCACUCCAGAGAGCGAGGAGCCUGUCGAGGUGGUCUCCAUUCAGCAGUGGCUCAAGGAUCCACAGCUUCUACAUUCCUUCAAGUGCCAGGAGGUCAAAGUUAACGGAUAUGUUUAUGACAGUCAUCUCCUGGUAACCGACAGCCAUUUAAUAGUCCUUCGAGAGAUCCCAGGACGUCGAGACGCAGCACACGUGAUUGUGAAACGUCCCCUCUCGACAAUCGUCAAAAUAACAUCCCGGAAGCGUCACCCAGACUUGAUAACAUUCAAAUACGGUAGUGCAACACAGUACAAUGAGAAUCCAGUAAUAACUGACAUGGACAGAUUUCUUAUUCCAAAUGCCAGUGAAGCAACUAAAAUGAUAUCUCAGCAGAUUCUCAAGCAAUUGCAAAAUUCCGACUAAAGUGAGUGAUUCAACAAUUCUGUUUUUUUGGUUCUCGUAAUCACAGAUGUUUUUCAUUUUCGAGUUGUUUAUACACCGGGUACUUACACUUUUUCGAUUGAUUACGUGAAUUUAGAAGAGAUUUUUUCAAUAAAAUGAAUAAAGUAUUAAACGUCCAUUUAUUGCAAUCAAGUGCCAUUAAAUAAGAUAUCGAGGGAAUUCAUGAUGUACUGAAUUUUAUUUGAUCACUUGUUCUGUGGACAGUUAGGUAAUUGAAUUUAUUUCACUUUAUUUGCAAUUACGAUUGAAUUUGUGGACUGAAGGGGUAAAGGUGAUGGUGAGACUUUUCCCGGAAUUAAUUACGUUAAUUAUCUCAGGGAGAAGUGGAUUUGAAUUUGGAUUUUUCACCACUUGAAUUAAAUAAGUCCAAAAUUUCUCGACUUUUCGUUCUGUAAUCUUCAGACAGACCAUGAGUUCAUUAGCUUCACGCCUAAAAACUAAUUAUCGAAGCAGUAAUCACCUCUGAAAGUAUAAAAACCACGUUCGUCUCUUAUUUUUUCACUUUUGUGCUUCCAAUUCCCAAAAUUUGAAAAUUAUUGACAAGAGAAUGACGGUAAUGUUCGGAGACUUUAACAAAUUAGGAGAGGCUUGAUGUUAUGUUUGUGGUGGGUAUGAGAGACUAUUCUAAUCAUUAAUUAGGGGAAGAGGUUCAUCAAGACGUACGUGAGGCGAGUGCCUCCCAUUUGCUAUUGAUAAAUUUUAUAUUAAAGUCACAGUGUAAAAUAUAUUGAAGUAAUUAUUUAUAAAACCACGAAGGAUAAUUGUUAUCUUCGAAUUCUCAUUAAUGAGGUACUGCGACUAAUGAAGAAAGAAAUAAUGUUAUAAUUAAUUAUCCAAGGAGGUUCAUUUUAUGAGAAAUUUAAUCAACAAUAAGUGAAAUAAUUAAUGGAAGAAUGGAGAAACUGCGAAAUCAAAGAUUAAUCAAAUUUUACUGUAAACGAAUUAGUUGAUUAAGUUGACUCCAUUGUGGAUCUCAUUUGGUUCAUAAUUAAGUUGAUGAUAAAUCGAAAAUUAAAAAAAUAAUGCGAUAUUCGUUCUAAGGGGAGACUAUUAUCAGUUUCAAAAGUCGCGGGCCAUUGGAAUGAGAUUUCUCACACAUUGAAGAUUGUUUAUUUACUAAAAUAUAUCUAAAAGUUAAUAAUUA
Diachasma alloeum is the source of this 3422-nucleotide messenger RNA. It is a transcript of the gene TBC1D23, whose product is annotated as TBC1 domain family member 23. The record is from RefSeq and is a predicted model, not a curated record. Gene Ontology annotation, biological process: retrograde transport, endosome to Golgi. Gene Ontology annotation, cellular component: trans-Golgi network. The transcript has 7 exons. Lineage: Eukaryota; Metazoa; Arthropoda; Insecta; Hymenoptera; Braconidae. Bases 224 to 2239 code for a protein of 671 amino acids.